Molecule: messenger RNA, 999 nt
Organism: Penicillium samsonianum
Lineage: Eukaryota; Fungi; Ascomycota; Eurotiomycetes; Eurotiales; Aspergillaceae
Product: alpha/beta hydrolase
Exons: 1
Coding region: 1-999 (332 amino acids)
Source: RefSeq, a predicted model, not a curated record
AUGAAUCAAAACACAGGGGUCACAGCCAGCCCAUCGGCCAGGCACCCCGAGGUUGAUCCGUCGAUCGCAUCUGACCUUACUCCCAUUGCGAUAGCAGCCCAAGGGAAAGAGAUAACUGGGCCGAGAAUCUUCCAAAGAACGACAGACAACAUUACGGGGGCUAGGGUAGAGGAGCUCCUUUUAGCAAUGAACACCGAUCAGCCAACCGGAGGCGUGGACAUGACAUAUGGAAAUGGGGACGCCCAGCAUCUCCGCUAUUGGAAGCCCAAGUCUCCCAAUGCUCCGAUCGUCCUCUUUGUUCAUGGUGGCAGUUGGCGAUCAGGGACACAUUUGGACUCGAUCGGGUCGGCCAAAGUUGCUCAUUUGACGGGCCAGGGUUAUGCCUUUGCCACUGUCAACUAUACACUCAUCCCAUCCGUGACAGUGGAAGAGCAGGUGCAGGAGGUGGCCGACUCGCUGGGUUACCUUGUCAGAAAUACGGCCAGACUAGACUUUGAUCCCCAACGAAUCAUUCUUAUGGGACACAGUUCCGGUGCACACGUUGUCACGCUGCUGGGGACCGACGAAAGAUACCUGGAGAAGGCAGGGGUCAGUAUCCAUACUGUGCGCGCGGUUAUCUCUCUCGACGGCUCAAAUUACAACGCAUUGGCGGAGAUCACCGAUAGUCCGGGGCCGGUAGCGGACAGCACAAUCAAAGGGCUCGGCACUGACCCGAAACGGCUAAAGGCUGUGUCACCUACUUACCAUGCCCGCGCGCCAAAUGCAGGCGCUUUUCUGCUCCUCCAAGUCCACAGGCAAGGUGAUAUUCGCCAGGCUGUUGAGCUAUCUGCGGCGCUGGAAGCUGCAGGUACCGAUGUUGCUUUGCACGUGUUCGAGGGCGAAAGUUUCGAGGGCCAUAUGCAAAUGCUCCUACGGCUUGGCGAUUCCACCUAUCCUGCGACAUUGGUUAUGGAUGACUGGCUCAAGGUGCAUGUUCCAGUAACAAUCCCAAUUACCUGA